UUACCAAAUNACUUCAAUAAACUUGCAAGAUCAGCCGUUGCUUAUUGUGGUGGACUACCACUCGCUCUUGAAGUCCUUGGUUCUUAUUUGAGUAAGAGGUCAGAGAAUGAAUGGAGAAGUGUAUUGUCAAAACUAGAAAUAAUUCCCAAUACUCAAAUUCAGAACAUCCUAAGAAUAAGCUUUGACGGCUUACGUGAAAAGGAAAAGGAUAUAUUUCUUGAUGUAUGUUGUUUCUUUAUUGGGAAAGAUAGAGGCUAUGUCACGGAGAUACUAAAUGGCUGUGGACUGGAUGCUGAUUUUGGAAUAAAAGUUCUUAUAAAACGUGGUCUUUUAAAAAUUGAAAAGAAGAAUAAACUUGGAAUGCAUCAUUUGCUUCGGGACAUGGGACGAGAGAUUGUGCGUCAAACUUCAACAAUGCAACCUGGGAAGCGCAGUAGAUUGUGGCUUCCCAAGGAUGUACUUGAUGUAUUGACAAAGAAUACUGGGACAGAAGCGAUUGUGGGAUUGUCUCUGAACACUAAGUUAACGAACAGUGAUUCCUUCAAAGCUGAUGCUUUUAAGGAAAUGAAGACGUUGAGAUUCUUGCAACUUGGUCAUGUACGGCUAACUGGAGAUUACGGCUAUCUUUCUAAGCAACUGAGAUGUAUCUCCUGGCAAGGAUUUUCUUUAGAGCACAUACCUAACAACUUUUACUUGGAAGGUGCAAUUGUAAUGGAUUUCCAGCACAGUAAUCUCAGACUACUGUGGAAAGAACCCACGGUUUUACCGUGGCUAAAAAUCCUCAAUCUUAGUCAUUCAAAGUACUUGACAGAAACCCCUGACUUUUCAAAAUUACCCAGUCUUGAAAAGCUCAUUCUCAAGCAUUGUGUGAGUUUGGGCAAGGUACACCAAUCGAUUGGAGAUUUACACAAUCUUCUACUAAUAAAUUUGAAAGGCUGUACAAACCUAAGCAAUCUCCCAAGUGAGACAUAUAAGUUGAAAUCCUUAAAAACUCUUAUCCUAUCUGGCUGUCUGAAGAUUGAUAUCUUUAAAGAAGAUAUAAUGCACAUGAAAUCCUUGAAAACUCUAAUUUCUCACAAUACUGCUGUGAAACAAGUUCCCAUUUCAGUUGUAAGCUCAAAAAGCAUUGGAUAUAUACAGGUAGACGAAGGAAAGGGAUUAUCACGUACUGUUCUUCAUUCUAUCAUUUUGUCUUGGAUGUCCCAUACUUUUAAUCCCCUGUAUCAUAUGCGUCCGUUUCGUGGCAUUUCACCAUCUCUAGCUUCCAUGAAUGUGGAGCAUAAUGAUUUGGUAGAUCUAGCUCCAGUCCUUAGAAGCAUUUUAAAUCUGCGUACUGUCUUAGUGCAAUGUGUCACGGAGUAUCCAAUACUUCAACAAGUAACAGCUAUUUUGGAAGAAGUUCGUUGUGUAACUUGGACUACAUCUACACAACUUUCCAACCAUCCAUUCAGUCCAUAUUUGAUUCAAAUUGGAGGUUAUCAAGAAGAAGUCUUCAACACUCUCCGCAAAAGCAUUUAUGAUGAGGAAUUGGCAGCCAGACAGACUCGUAAAGUUUUUGUCCCUAGUGACAAUUAUCCUCAUUGGUUGGCUUAUAAGAAUGAGGGACACUCAGCCAAAUUCACCGUGCCUGACAAUUUUCACAUGAAUGGAAUGAUUUUGUGUGUUGAGCAUUUAUCACGCUUGGGAGACCCAACUCAAUAUCUUAGUUGUGUCUUAAUGGUUAAUUACACAAAGUGCAUAAUCCAGUUAUUCAAUCGAGAAACACUAACGUCCUUGAAUGAUGUUGAUUGGCAGGGCGUGAUAUCACAUCUGGGAUAUGGAGACAAGUUGGAGAUUUUUAUUAUUUUUGAGAAAGGAUUUGAAGUCCAGAAGACAGCUGUCUAUCUAGUGUGUAAUGAUCAAUUGACAGAAAGUCAAUGUAACGAGCCCUAAUGAUAUGGAGGUAAAAACGAAUAAGAGUUAGUGUAGGAGGUUACGUCGGCCAGAUAGAUGACAAAGAAUCCGUUGGAGGUGCGGAACCGAUGCCCAGGAUCCAUAUAUGAUAGGAUUGCGUAGGAGUGAAAGGAUAAGGAUAAGAAGAUCAAAGCUUACAGAAGAUUUGGGCAGAUUGAGAUAUAAUUGAAGAGAGGGUAGGGAAUGAGUGGCUUGUGGUCAAGAAGAUUGCACUCAUCCUCUCUCGUUGGGAGUGUCUUCCCUUUCCUCAAGUGUAUUAUGCUUUUCUUUCUUUGUACCUACUAUGAUCGGUUCUUUUUUUACCAAAUU
Vigna umbellata (rice bean) is the source of this 2262-nucleotide messenger RNA. NCBI's taxonomy places the organism in Eukaryota, Viridiplantae, Streptophyta, Magnoliopsida, Fabales, Fabaceae. The record is from RefSeq and is a predicted model, not a curated record.